AUGGAAAAGCUGAAGAAGGUAUUUUCGCCAGGGAGUAAGAAGGAUGAUGAGGUCCUGUAUGGAAAUCCGGAGACGAGGCGCCAAGAGAGUCUUGCCAACACCUCAGAGCAGGAGCCUCCGAAGUUGUAUCCCACAGAAGGUGCAGCAGGUCAAAAAGAGUCGGGCGGUGUGUUGAGCCAAAUCACGGGGGGAAGCAAAUACGACGAACAACGCUACGGCACAACUGCAACUUCCAAUCCAGACCCAAAUAAGCUGUACACCAACCCUGAUGCUCCCAGAGAUCACACAGUGGUUAAUCAGAUCUUGAAUCCAGGGGGCCACAAGUAUGAUGAGCAGAGAUUUGGCGAGACUGCAGUCACAGCAGGCGCGGGACAGCACCAGGGAACUGGAGGUGUAGGCGAGAAGCUGUACCCURAGCACGGCGUACAAGAAAACCAGCAGACUCAUCACCCCGAUCUUGGAAACGGAGUUGUAAAUCCCAACAUCAAGUUGGAGACGGACCCAAGUCAGAAAGACCACACUGUGCUCCGUCAGCUCCUCAAUCCCUCGGGUAACAAGCGGGAUGAUGUUGCGUUCGGUACAACAGCUCAUGCCGCGGGCGACAAAGUGGGCACAGCCGAUACAGGCCGCUCCGAUCACUUGGGUAGUGGUAUUGCAGCCGCUGGAGCACCCUCAUCGAUGGCUGCCAGUAGCGUCGCCCCUGGAACUGGUGCAACCUCUGGAUAUAGCGAACCCGUCCUCGCUGGUACUGGGAAUGACAUCAAUCCGAAAUACAACGAGCCCCAGAAUCAUGUCCUCGACCGCUCACACCCUCUACGAGAUGGUACAGGGACGACGACUGGACACAUCAACCCAGUCGGAGCCCCUGAGGCUAGCAUGACCCAGCAUGCAGCACAUACAGAAAGCAUAGGCCUAGCCAAUGUGAGCGACGGCUCCACAACUGCCGAUAACCACAUCAACCCAAUCGGUGCUCCACACACAGCGAACUCCACAGUCCCUAUGGCAACAGGCGUUGCUGCCACUGGUGGUGGUCUGGCAGCUUCCAAUCAGGCUCACGGGAGUUCAACGCUGGGCGCUACGUCAGGAGGUGCGACAUACACAGAUCACUCUGGCAAUGUUCAUACGUCUCUCCGCCACCCGGUCGGCACGAAGCUGGACUGCGAUGGCAACCCAGUGUCUGGCUACGUUCACCACGUAGCUGGGCCACACUCGCUGGACAUUGCGAACAUUCUCGACCCCAACGUUGCCGCUACCCCUGCUUCGCCAAUCAAUUUAGGUGGCUCCACUGUUGCCUCAUCAUCGCACGAAUCUGCUAGUGUCGCUAAUGGUGCUGGCAUCACUACUGGUGCUAAUGUCGCUACCGCUACUGGUACGGCUACUGGCGCUGGUAUCACGACUGGCAGUCAUAACAAUGACGUGCAUGAGGAGAAGAAGAAGACGGGCUUGCUCCAGAAGAUUUUGCACCCCAAGAGCCACAAGGAGGAAAAGGACACCAGUAGCCAUGGACACGGCCAUCCUUCAACAACGAUUGAUGACAAUGGCCGCAACGUGUUGCACAAAGAUCCACCUCAGCUUUAG
Ramularia collo-cygni is the source of this 1578-nucleotide messenger RNA. RefSeq lists its product as uncharacterized. The transcript has 5 exons. The record is from RefSeq and is a predicted model, not a curated record. The coding region runs from base 1 to 1578 and encodes 525 amino acids. Lineage: Eukaryota; Fungi; Ascomycota; Dothideomycetes; Mycosphaerellales; Mycosphaerellaceae.